AUGGUGGAGAUUGAGAAGUGCAAGAACGACCUGAGGAAAUUACGGGAUGAGAUGAACUCAAAGGGAGGAGGAAGGUCAGACAACUGCAAAUAAACCAAAUUAACAUAUCAGAUAGUAGCAGUAAUAAUAAUCAUAAUAAUGAAUUAAACAGAAUCCAGAGGAAUAUGUUUACAUUUACAACAUUGAAGUUUAAAAGGUCAAUGUUGGUAUGGUCAAUGUUGAAAAUAUUAUAUAGAAGACGCUCUUAAAUCCAUGAUGAUUGAUUCAAAGGGCCUUUUAAGGGCCCAAAGUAACAUAUUGUUCAGUAAAUUUCCCUUAAAGGGGCUAUCUGCAAUUGCUACAUCCAUUUUUGGAUUGUUAAAUUAAUUAUAUCCAUUGAUUCUUGAAGAAUAUAACUUAUAAAUGCCUCAUGAGCUAAGUUCAACUGCCGUACCCCUUCAGAACCCAAAAUAUAAGCAUGUUUUACAAUUUUUUUUGUAAACAAUGUAAUUGUAAACAAACACUGUAUAGCCUCAAAACAUGGUUAAAACUAUAAUGGUUUAACUGCAGAUUGUCUCAUUAAUACUGUAUGUGUGGUCUAUUAUGAUUAAAAUCAUGUAAAAUAAGAGCCUCUUAAAAUGUACUAAGCCAUAUGUUGCCCUUAAAUCAGUGUUGAUUGAAGGCCCAUUACAUGAAAGACCCUUGAAUAUGUUCUUAUAUAUACUUAACCUAAAGGCUACAGCUCUUCUGUUUUCCCCAAUGUUGCUUCUUAUUAUUAGAGUGACUUGUGGCUGCAAAUAUAGCUUCACAGGGGACGGCAAGAAACUGUCCCCAAGACGAGAUGUCCCAAAUUACCCAAAGGUAAACAGUUAAAGCUGUGUUGGAAAAACUUGUCAAUAAUCAACUGACUGGCUUUCUUGAUGUCUAUAGUAUUCUCUCUGGUAUGCAAUCUGGUUUCCACUCAGGUUAUGGAUGUGUCACUGCAGCCUUAAAGGUCCUAAAUGAUGUCACCAUUGCCCUUGAUUCUAAGCAAUGUUGUGCUGCUAUUCUUAUUGACUUGGCCAAAGCUUUUGAUACGUUAGACGAUUCCAUUCUUGUGGGCCGGCUAAGGAGUGUUGGUGUCUUUAAGGGGUCUUUGGCCUGGUUUGCUAACUACCUCUCUCAAAGAGUGCAGUGUAUAAAGUCUUAACAUCUGCUGUCUCAGCUACUGCCUGUCACCAAGGGAGUACCCCAAGGCUCGGUCCUAGGCCCCACGUUCUUCUCAAUUCACAUCAACAACAUAGCUCAGGCAGUAGGAAGCUCUCUCAUCCAUUUAUAUGCAGAUGAUACAGUCUUAUACUCAGCUGGCCCCUCCCCAGAUUUUCUGUUAAACGCUCUACAACAAAGCUUUCUUAGUGUCCAACAAGCUUUCUCUGCCCUUAACCUUGUUCUGAACACCUCCAAAACAAAGGUCAUGUGGUUUGGUAAGAAGAAUGCCCCUCUCCCCACCGGAGUUAAUACUACCGCUGAGGGUUUAGAGCUUGAGGUAGUCACCUCAUACAAGUACUUGGGAGUAUGGCUAGACGGUACACUGUCCUUUUCUCAGCACAUAUCAAAGCUGCAGGCUAAGGUUGAAUCUAGACUUGGUUUCCUCUAUCGUAAUCGCUCCUUUUUCACCCCAGCUGCCAAACUAACCCUGAUUCAGAUGACCAUCCUACCCAUGCUAGAUUACGGAGACAUAAUUUAUAGAUCGGCAGGUAAGGGUAUUCUUGAGCGGCUAGAUGUUCUUUACCAUUCGGCCAUCAGAUUUGCCACCAAUGCUCCUUAUAGGACACAUCACUGCACUCUAUACUCCUCUGUAAACUGGUCAUCUCUGUAUAACCGUCGCAAGACCCACUGGUUGAUGCUUAUUUAUAAAACCCUCUUAGGCCUCACUCCCCCCUAUCUGAGAUACCUACAGCAGCCCUCAUCCUCCACAUACAACACCCGUUCUGCCAGUCACCUUCUGUUAAAGGUCCCCAAAGCACACACAUCCCUGGGUCGCUCCUCUUUUCAGUUCGCUGCAGCUAGCGACUGGAAUGAGCUGCAAAAAACACUCAAACUGGACCGUUUAAUCUCCAUCUCUUAAUUCAAAGAUUCAAUCAUGGACACUCUUACUGACAGUUGAGGCUGCUUCACGUGAUGUAUUGUUGUCUCUACCUUCUUGCCUUUGUGCUGUUGUCUGUUCCCAAUAAUGUUUGUACCAUGUUUUGUGCUGCUACCAUGUUGUGCUGCUGCCAUGUUGUUGUCAUGUGGUGUUGCUACCAUGCUGUGUUGUCAUGUGUUGCUGCCAUGCUAUGUUGUUGUCUUAGGUCUGUCUUUAUGUAGUGUUGUGGUGUCUCUCUUGUCGUGAUGUGUGUUUUGUCUUAUAUUUUUAUUUUUAAUCCCAGCCCCUGUCCCCACAGGAGGCAAUUUGGCUUUUGGUAGGCCGUCAUUAUAAAUAAGAAUUUGUUCUUAACUGACUUGCCUAGUUAAAUAAAGGUUAAAUAAAUAAAUUAAAUAAAAAAUAAAGCAUAAUAACCAGUACACCUUUUGUUGAUGCUGAACAAAUGACUUCCAUUACUCUUUGCUCUACGUCUACAGUAUACUCUAUCCCAGGAGACCAUAGAAGCUCUCAAGAAACCUACAUUUGACGUUUGGCAUUGGGAGCACAAUGAGGUUGGGGAUAUUUCAUGUAGCCUAAUUUGGGCAAAUACGCAUUGCAUGAAUGAAUGAAUGAAAAAUGUAUUUUUAUCUGACAAAUGAUUAUUUUUGCUCUGAUACUUUUUCCAAGGCAAUCUAUAAAGAUAGCUAAUCGCGGUCUUAGUCACAAUUGCUAUGUGUAGCGUUAAACAUAUUCUGAUAGUACUAAUUACUGUAUUGUGUUUCCAAUGUGUAGAUGUUAAGCUGUCUGGAGUACAUGUAUCAUGAUCUGGGCCUGGUGAAGGAGUUCAAUAUGAACCCCAUCACACUGAAACGAUGGCUGGUGAGUGAGAGCCACACGUGGAAACCCCUAUCUUUACCCAAGUAAUCAUUAGCCUCAAUUUCCAUUCUUUAUCUCAUGAAAGAAAAAAUAUGCACGUAUGAGCUGACUCAAAAUGUGCACACUAUUAAAAUGGGCUUGAUUUCUUGUUUGUAUGAUGUUUGUUGCUUUGUGUUUCAGCUGGGAAUCCAGGAGAAUUACCGCAACAACCCGUUCCAUAACUUCCGCCACUGCUUCUGUGUCAGUCAGAUGAUGUAUGGAAUGAUUCACCUGUGCAACCUACAAGUGAGAACACACCUCAGAUAGUGUGUGGGUGGUUGUGUGGGUGGGUAUGUGGCACACUGACUCUAGCUGUGUUUCUCAGGAGAGGCUCACCAUGACUGACAUGUGCGUCCUCAUGACAGCUGCCGUGUGUCACGACCUAGAUCACCCAGGCUACAACAACACGUAGGUCACAUUACAUAUACCUUUUUUUAAAUAUAUACAGUGCCUUAAAGUAUUCACACCCCUUGACUUAUUCCACAUUGUGUUGUGUUACAUCCUGAAUUCAAAAUGGAUUAAAUGGGAUUUUUUUCUCACCCAUCUAAACACAAUAACCCAUGAUGACAAAGUGAAAACAUGUUUUUAGACAUUUUUGCAAAUGUAUUAAAAAUGAAAUACAGAAAUAUCUCAUUUACAUAAGUAUUCACACCCCUGAGUCAAUACAUGUUAGAAUCACCUUAGGCAGUGAUUAAAGCUGUGAGUCUUUGUGGGUACGUCUCUAAGAGCUUUGCACACCUGGAUUGUACAAUAUUUGCACAUUUAUUAUUUGAGAAAUUCUUCAAGCUCUGUCAAGUUGAUUGUUGAUCAUUGCUAGACAGCCACUUUCAAUGUCUUGCCAUAUAUUUUCAAGCUGAUUUAAGUCAAAACUGUAACUAGGCCACUCAGGAACGUUCAAUGUUUUCUUGGUAAGCAACUCCAGUGUAUAUUUUGCCUUGUGUUUUAGAAUAUUGUCCUGCUGAAAGGUGAAUUUGUCUCCCAGGGUCUGUUGGAAAGCAGUCUGAACCAGGUUUUCCUCUAGGAUUUUGGCUGUGCUUAACUCUAUUACGUUUCUUUUUAUCCUAAAAAACUCCCUAGUCCUUGCCGAUGAUAAGCAUACCCAUAACAUGAUGCAGACACCAGCAUGCUUGAAAAUAUAAAGAGUAGUAGUAACAAAUAAAAUAAAAAAUAGUAGUCAGUGAUGUGUUGUGUUGGUUUUGCCCCAAACAUAACGCUUUGUAUUCAGGACAUACAUCUCAUUUAUUAGCCAAUUUUUUUGCAGUUUUACUUUAGUGCCUCAUUGCAAACAGGAUACAUGUUUUGGAAUAUUUUUAUCUGUACAUGCUUCCUUCUUUUCACUCUGUCAUUUAGGUUAGUGUUGUGGAGUAACUACAAUGUUUUGUUGAUCCAUCCUCAAUUUUCUCCUAUCACAGCCAUUAAACCCUGUUUUAAAGUCACCAUUGGCAAAAUAUACACUGGAGUUGCUUACCAAGACAACAUUGAAUGUUCCUGAGUGGCCUAGUAUCUAGUUAUGACUUAAAUCGGCUUGAAAAUAUAUGGCAAGACUUCAAAAUGACUGUCUAGCAAUGAUCAACAACCAACUUCACAGAGCUUGAAGAAUUCUAAAAAAUAAUAAUGUGCAAAUAUUGUACAAUCCAGGUGUGCAAAGCUCUUAGAGACUUAACCACAAAGAAUACUUUGCUAAUGUUAAGCAAAUGUUUACUCCUGGACUUAUUUAGGCUUGCCAUAACAAAGGGGUUGAAUACUUAUUGACUCAAGGCAUUUCAGCUUUUCAUUUUUAAUUAAUUUGUAAAAAGGUCAAAAUGUCUAUUCCACUUUAACAUUAUGGGGUAUUGUGUGUAGGCCAGUGACACAAAAUCUCAAUUUAAUCCAUUUUAAAUUCCAGCUGUAACACGACAAAAUGUGGGAAAAAGUCAAGGGGUGUGAGUGGGCCCCGUGUAGCUCAGUUGGUAGAGCAUGGCGCUUGCAACGCCAGGGUUGUGGGUUCGUUUCCCACGGGGGGCCAGUAUGAAAAUGUAUGCACUCACUAACUGUAAGUCGCUCUGGAUAAGAGCGUCUGCUAAAUGACUAACAUGUAAAAUGUAAAUGUAAAUACUUUCUGAAGGUACUGUAUAUAUAUUGACAGUAGCAGCACCAGCCAUGCUUGCAGUAGCUGUUGAUUUAGAAGGCUCUUGUUGCUAUAGUAGUGGUGUCAGCGUUGGGGUGUACAUUUCUUUUCAAAUCAGUCAAUUCAGGAAAUAAACUGAAUUUCUAUUUUAUUUAUUUAAAAACAUUCUCAUGGAGAAUUGGAAUUAGAAUUGAAAUGUCAGUUUACUUCCUGAGCUGACUGAAUUUAAAUGGAACCCUAGUUGUUCUAUAGUAGUGAAUAGCUGUGGUUGUAGCAUCCUCCAUACAGUAGCCUAUAUGACCAUAGCUAUCAUAUAGAUAUAUGAACACAUACAGUACUCCUGUGCUAAUGCUAUGUCCUGUGGCAGGUACCAGAUAAACGCUCACACAGAGCUGGCGGUGCGCUACAACGACAUCUCGCCCCUGGAGAACCACCACUGUGCCGUGGCCUUCCAGAUCAUCUCCAUGCCAGAGUGUAACAUCUUCGCCAACAUAGAAACGGAGGCCUUCAAACACCUCAGACAGGUGAGGCACCAGGUUUCUCACAGCAAGGGCCUCACUGCAAUAUGAAUAACAAAGCAUUUGUGAAGUAGCAUGUAUUAUAGUUUAGAAGCUAAAAAUGGGGUUUAGUUACGUUAGGUUAAACAUACAGUGAGUGUACAAAACAUUAGGGACACCUUCCUAAUAUUGAGUUGUACCCCCUUUUGCCCUCAGAACAGCCUCAAUUCAUCGGGGCAUGGACUGUACAAGUUGUCCAAAGUGUUCCACAGGGAUGCUGGCCCAUGUUGACUCCAAUGCUUCCCACAGUUGUGUCAUGUUGGCUGGAUGUCUUUUGGGUGGUGGAUCAUUCUUGAUACACACGGGAAACUGUUGAGCAUGAAAUACCCAGCAGCGUUGCAGUUCUUGACACACUCAAACUGGUGCGCCUGGCACCUACUACCAUACCCCGUUCAAAGGCACUUAAAUAUUUUGUCUUGCCAUUCACCCUCUGAAUGGCACACAUACACAAUCCAUACAUACACAAGUCUCAAGGCUUAAAAAUCCUUCCUUAACCUGUCUCCUCCCCUUCAUCUACACUGAAGUGGAUUUAACAAGUGACUUCAAUAUGGGAUCAUAGCUUUCACCUCGAUUCACCUGGUCAGUCUAUGUCAUGGAAAUAGCAGGUGUUCCUAAUGUUUUGUACACUCAGUGUAUAGCCUACCAUGAAUAGAAACCAACGUUAUUGUAAAAUGAAUGGUAUUACACAUCACCACCUAAACAUAGGGAUAGUUUCGCACAGAGGAUGGCUUUUGGUCGUGAUUUUGGUCAGGAUUGGUUUCUAGUAUAGUAUAAUGAUAUUAUUUGCGACCUUGGCAGGCUAUCAUCACUCUCAUCUUAGCCACAGACAUGGCCAGACACGGUGAGAUACUGGACUCCUUCAAGCAGAACGUGGACAACUUUGACUUCACCAACGACGAGCAUGUGAAAUGUGUAUGUAUGCAUUUACGUAUAUCCUCAAGUCAGGGUGGUCAUGGUUGAUAUACAGUAUGUGUCAAAUGUAUUGCAGAGACUUUGGCGGAAGCCCAAACCCGGGUCUAGCAAUGGACAACCCAGCACCUUAGCCUUAAUGCCAAGACCUCUUGACAAGGUUGUUAGGUGUUACAUCCAUUAUGUUUGAGGAUUGUUGUUGCGUCUCUGUGCAGCUAAAGCUGGUGCUGAUCAAGUGCUGUGACAUCUCCAACGAGGUGAGACCCACGGAGGUGGCCGAGCCCUGGUUAGACUGCCUGCUGGAGGAAUACUUUAUGCAGGUGAGUUACUGCUCUUUUGAAAAUUAUUGUCAAUUAACUCACCAUUAUUUUAAAUAAUAACAGUAAUUGUGAAGAAAAAGUAUAGUCUUGACUAAUCUGGGACACACAGAACAAAAAUCAUGCAAAUUAAGUUCUGGGGGGAGACAUGUUAGAAAACACUCUUACAAGACUAGCAAAGUCUCCACCCCUCCAAAUGAAAACUCUCAGCCAGUUUCGGGCAAGUCUAUGGGCCAAAUGUACCUUCCCCUUCCGGAAUUCAAAGAUGCGAGAGCCUAUGAAAUUUAGAUUUGUCCAAAUGAUCAGUGACGAAACAUCAGUGUACCAGAACAAAGUUCUCAUUAGUCAUUGCAUCCUGUCGACAGAUGCUACUACCAUUUAUGGUACGUGCAUCUGUCCACGAGAGAUGUCCACGAGUCUUGAACAACCUUCAAUGUUGCAAGGAAGUAUUUUCACCUUAAAAAUAUUAAAAUUUCUUAUCUCAUGAAAUCACACAAAUCCUUGGUUUAAGGCAAACUAUAUAUGCUUUUGCCAAUGUGUGUGGGGAGGUUUGCCCCUUUCUUUCCAAUGAGGAAAGAAGCAAAUGUUCUGUAUAGGCUUUCAUUAUCUGUUUUUGUGUUCAGAGUGACAGAGAGAAAUCUGAGGGUCUCCCAGUAGCUCCGUUCAUGGAUCGGGACAAAGUGACCAAACCCACCGCUCAGAUCGGCUUCAUCAAAUUUGUCCUCAUUCCAAUGUUUGAGACUGUUAUGAAGGUGUGUUUCUUCUUCCGAGUGCGCCUGUGACUGGGUUAGAUCCAGAGAUGGGAUUCAACAACCCAAAAUGUCUGCCAACAAAAAUGUAUGCUAUAACACUGUGGGACGGUUUCCUGGACACCGAUUAAGCCUAGUCCUGGACUAAAAACAAGUGCAAUGGAGAAUCUCCAUUGAAAAUGCUUUUUAGUCCGGGACUAGGCUUAAUCGGUGUCUGGGAAACUGCACCUUAAUCUAUGGAUGUAAAUCAGUGGCAGCAGGUGACUUAAAAAAUUAAGUAGGAUAAUGGAUGAAAACUAUUUUGGGACAAAAAGCUAAUGGGAUGACAAUCUUUCAUGUUCUGAGACACUCUUAAAUGACUACAUCUUAAUGUGUGUCCUAGCUCUUCCCCCAGAUUGAGGAGAUUAUGGUGCAGCCUUUGCGGGAUUCUCGAGACCACUAUGAAGAACUAAAACAGAUUGACGAUGCCAUGACAGAGGUAAAACCCUUCUCCUCACACCUCGUUGACCACAAGAAUUGA
Coregonus sp. 'balchen' is the source of this 8157-nucleotide messenger RNA. NCBI's taxonomy places the organism in Eukaryota, Metazoa, Chordata, Actinopteri, Salmoniformes, Salmonidae. The record is from the annotation of a GenBank genome assembly.